Humulus lupulus (European hop) is the source of this 5343-nucleotide messenger RNA. Its product is annotated as increased DNA methylation 1. The record is from RefSeq and is a predicted model, not a curated record. Lineage: Eukaryota; Viridiplantae; Streptophyta; Magnoliopsida; Rosales; Cannabaceae. Bases 824 to 5302 code for a protein of 1492 amino acids. The transcript has 10 exons. Gene Ontology annotation, molecular function: acyltransferase activity, transferring groups other than amino-acyl groups.
UUUGUGGGAGAAAAGAAAAAGAGAAAGAAAGAGAUGAUAUAUAUAUAUACACACCCAAUACUACUGCUACUAUUACUCUCUCACAAACUCACAUAAGAGAAGAAGAGAGAGAAAGUGAGGGAAAGAAAGAGUGUAUGGUGAUGGUGCCAUUGUCAAAUGCCAUCUGUUGUUGCUGAGAGCACUACUCGGGUAAUUUCUAGACCUGCUUUACCGCUGGGGUUUGGUUUUGGUGUGUUGUUGUGAAGCUCAGCUCAGCUCAGCUGGAUGAUGAUGUGGUUGUUCAAGGGAAGCCUUGUUUUCUGCUCUUUCUCUCUCUAGAUUCGCGAGCGAAACCCUAAUUUCCUAUCGGUUAUUAUUCCCUGAUUGAUCUUCCUCUGCAUGCUCAUCGAUGAAAUGCAAUGAAAUGCAGUGUAAAGUUUGUUGAUAGGUGCAAAUUUUGAUGUAUAUGAUAAGCUGAAGGUGCUGUGAAUCCCGAGAUACGAUUGUAGUGAAGGUUUCUUCUUAGUUACUGGCUAGUUUACAGGGAAACUACAGCAAGAUGAUAUUGAGCAUCUUCUAAUCUAAGUGUAUACUUGCGAAGAUGUGGAGGACUAUACCUUCUGAUGAAAAGAGAUUUCUGAUUAAGUGAAAAUGCAAUAGCAGUUGGAUAUGUAAACUUAUGGCAAUAAUGAGGUUACUUGUCUCUUUCUUGUAUACUAAUUUGAGAAGGGGGACAUGUGUCAACUCUUCAAAAGUUAGAGCAGUGUAGACCUUGUGCAUCUUGACACAAAAGUAUAUGUAGAGUGAACAGAGAAGACUGGGAAAAUUAUUUUUGUUGGUAGAGAUGUUACUGGACAAUAAGAUUGAAGAUUUGCAUGAUGAUGGUUUUGAGGGGUCCAAGGUUGAGCGGUGUAUAUUCAGAGAGAUUUUCUUCAGGGAUGACAUUGGUAGUAGUACUAGCAAGAAGUGUGUUGUGACUGGAGUCAUUAACUUUGAAUGUGAGUCCAGUAAGAACAUUGAUACAUCAUUUUGUUCAAACAGUGAAAAUUCCGCUACAACAAGUAAUUAUUCCUCCAAGAAUACAUGUGUGGAGGAACUUUCUAAUGUGACAGAAGAUUUUAGAGAGACCUCCGAACUAGUAUAUUUUCCGAAACAAUUUGGAUCAUCCAAGAGAGAUUGUGACGAUGCGAGUGGUGAACAAAUAAAAGUUUCAGUUUAUGAGCUUCCAAAUAUUGAAUGUGAUUUGGGAAAGGUUUCUCCAGCAAAUCCUGUGAAGAAUGCUUCUAGCAUAUUGUACCCUGCUACAGACCCCAGCUCUGAAGUGGUUACACUUCGUUUAGUGGAAUCUUCCAGUCAAGGAGUAACAUCUAGUUGCUAUCUAUUAAAGCACCAUGGAGAUAUGGUGAGAGCAUGCACAGUCGGUGAUCCUCAUGUUUCCAGGGUCAGGUUGCCAGGCUUGGAAGGGAUUGCUUCGAAGGAUGUAACUAUAGGUAAAGCUAUUGCUUCACCUGUUUCCCAGGAGAGCUUUGCAUCACGACUUUUGGCUGCAAGUCCAACUGUCAAUGUUCAAGAGAGAUCCGAAUGUCCUUCAGAUGCUGAGGAAAGACCUCUAGAAUACCAAAAUUGCAAAUUAGAAUUAUCAAAUGAUGCAGUGAAGACAAGCUUAAAUAAGGAGCCACGUCCACUUCUCCAGUCAAAUAAGGAUCCUCGGCCACUUAUCCAGUACCAUGUUGUUGACUUACUAAAAGCAGCGGGAUGGCAUAUUGAGAGGCGUAAAAGACCUAGUAGGCAAUAUAUGGAGACAGUUUAUAGAACACCAAAGGGAAGGCCAAUUCGUGAAUUCCCUAAAGCUUGGAGGGUAUGCGGUGAAUUUUUGAUUGCAGAUAGAUAUGGUUCAGUGGAGGAAGGUGUUAAGAAAUGGACUAAUAUCAGUCACUUCUUUUCAGAUUUAUCUGAUACUUUUUCAGUUCUUGAGAAAGAGAAAAAUGCUUCAGAAUUGUCUUAUCGAUGGAGACUGUUAGAUCCUUUUGUAGUUGUUGCGUUGAUUGACAGAAAGAUUGGUGCUUUGCGAAAGGGAGAGAUAGUUAAAGCAACUCAAAGCAUUUUGACUGACAGGAAUAGCAAUUCAGAUGGAUUGUUACCCUUGGCAAAGACUGAUAGUAUUAAUCACCAGAUUGCAAACAGAGAUCUGCCAACUUCCGUUUGUGGGUCUACUUUGGCUGAUGAAAGUGCAUUGGUAGUUUCUGAGGGGAAUUCCCAUGGCUGUUUUCAGCAAUCUGGACAUGAAGAAUCUGACAAACAGAUGAAUAACAAGGUAAUGAAGCUUGUGAAGGGCACACAACUUUAUACAGAAGGAGAAGGUGUGCGCCUGGUCAGUUCGUCCAAUGAGAUUGGAAGUCAGUGUAUAGAAUUCUCUGGGGACAAAACAAGCAGGUUGGAUAUGACUUCCUUACCUGAAAAUGGAACUGAUAGCACUGUUGUGCAGUCAGCUGGUAGCGUGCAUGAUGUUUCUUUUACUUCCAGAAACUGUUACAAUGUGCUUGGACAAUUGGUUUCGCUUCAUCAAGAUGGCCAUUCAAGUUGCCAAAUCUCUGCCAAACAGAGUGCCGCAGUUAAUGUGGAGACAAUUAAGGAAGCUAUUUCUUUCGAGGAUAAUGAACUUCAGGGAGGUCGAGUUACUGAUGUCAGGCAUUCUCCACUGAGAUUACAAGAUGAAUGUCCAAACAGCACAGGUGAUGAGUUGGCUCUUGAAAAAGAGCUAGGUGUUGUUAGGCAUUCUGUACAGGUUGGGGAAGGUGGUAGACAGUGUCAUGAAUCUUCUAAUUUCACAGUGGAUGAUACAUGUUCUCCAGAUAUUACUUCAAAGAAGAAGGCACGCAGGAAGUCUAAAAGAAUAUCUGAAAUUCAACUAAGCUCAUUCGGUCACAGUGGCAAUCUAGGUUCAACAUCUGUUGAUAUGGCUGACUUACUGCGUGUUAAUAGUAAUGACAUCCACUUAGACCUGGAUCAGGUUCGGGGAGACAUUGCAGCCGAUGGAAGAAAUAAAGGAACUCCCAAGAAGCCCUCUUCUCUGAACUCUUCUCACCAAAAGAUUGAGAUAAAGGGCUCAAAGUUAAAGAGGCAUUUUUCUGAUUACAGCGAGUCUAAAAUUGUGAAGAAGAAAUCUAGAUGUCAUAUCAAAGAUGAUGACUUGUUGGUUUCAGCUAUCAUAAAAAACAAAGCUUUUAGCGCAAGCACGGCUAAAGAUUCUUCUAAAAAGAAAAACUACAAAUCAAAAGCUUGGAGAAAUCUUAAAAGCCAAAAGCGUAGCUGCAGAUUGCUUCCAAGCCUCGUUAAUGGGGGAAAACACUUUAAAGAUGGAAAGUGGUAUUCUGUUGGUGUAAGAACAGUUUUGUCUUGGUUGAUUGGUACUGGGGUUAUAUCUUUAAAUGAUGUGAUACAAUAUCGAAAUCCCAAGGAUGAUGCUGUUAUCAAAGAUGGUCGAAUAACCAGGGAUGGCAUUCUUUGUAAGUGUUGCAGCAAGGUACUUACAGUUUUAGAGUUCAAAAUUCAUGCUGGGUUCAAACUUAACCGUCCGUGCUUGAAUCUUUUCAUGGAAUCUGGUAAGCCGUUGACCUUAUGUCAACUCCAAGCUUGGUCAGCUGAAUAUAAGACGAGGAAAGGAGGUAGCCCAGUGGUCUGUAUUGAUGAGGAUGACCGAAAUGAUGAUUCAUGUGGGAUCUGCGGCGAUGGAGGCGAGUUAAUUUGUUGUGAUAGCUGUCCGUCAACUUUCCACCAGGCUUGUUUGUCUACACAGGAACUCCCUGAAGGCAGUUGGUAUUGCCCUAACUGCACUUGUUGGAUAUGUGGCUCUUUGGUGGAUGACAAAAAUGCUUCAAGUGCUUCUGAUGCAAUAAAAUGUUCACAGUGCGAGCAUAAAUAUCAUGAGGCUUGCUUGAAAGAAAAGGGUAGAUACCGAGAAGUAAUAUCAGAUUCCUCAUUUUGUGGUACAAGCUGUCAGGAGGUCUACUCUGGGCUUCAAUCGCGUGUUGGCCUCAUUAAUCAUAUUACUGAUGGCUUUUCAUGGACACUUCUGAAAUGCAUUCAUGAUGACCAAAAGGUUCAUUCUGCACAACGGUUUGCUUUAAAAGCAGAAUGUAAUACAAGAUUAGCGGUAGCCCUCACAAUUAUGGAGGAGUGCUUUCUCUCAAUGGUUGAUCCAAGAACAGGCAUCAACAUGAUACCUCAUGUCUUGUACAAUUGGGGGUCAGAGUUUGCACGUUUGAAUUUCCAAGGAUUUUAUACUGUGGUCCUCGAGAAAGAUGAUGUGCUAAUAUCUGUAGCAUCCGUCAGGGUGCAUGGAACAGCAGUUGCAGAGAUGCCCCUUAUUGCAACAUGCAGUAACUAUCGUCGUCAAGGAAUGUGUCGACAACUUGUAUCUGCAAUUGAAGAGAUGCUAAUAUCAUUUAAGGUCGAAAAGAUUGUGGUAGCUGCCAUUCCAGAUUUGAUAGCGACGUGGACUGAGGGUUUUGGCUUUGAACUUGUGGAAGACACUGAAAAACAGAGUCUAAACAAGAUCAACUUAAUGGUUUUUCCUGGUACAGUUUUGCUAAAAAAGACCCUGUAUGACAAUGGAGUGAAACAUGGACAAUCCAGUGAUGCAUUGUGGUUGAGAGCAGAUGAACCAACCAACGCCAUCAUGGAACAUAAGAAAGUAACAGAUUCUGAAACUGGUGAUAUUUGUUUCGAGAAAACUGUCAACAAGUCCAGUUCCAAGUUGUGCAGUGAUACAACCGAACCAACGGAUGAAAAAACCUUUGUGGGUUCUGAAGUUUGCACUGAAACUGACGAGAUUGCUGUUCAGAAAUCGGAUGUGAAUAGUCUAUCUGGCAACGCUGGUGCUGAAACUGAGACUGAAACAGUGGUGGUGCAAGGUAAGGGUUUGGGGGCACUUGAAGCUAACCAUGCUAAAGUGGAAAAAGGCAAAUCUGUAAAAAUGUCUCACAGAAUCUGCAGGCAGACGAAGAUUGGAACCAGAUUAGAAAGGAGACUCGGGGACGAUAAGCAUAUUGUUAGGUCUGUACAGCAGCAGCAAUCCGAUGUAAGCUGUUAUGCUGAAAGAGCAGAAGUGAGAAUUGUGGAAAGAAAUAAGAAAAUAAUAAGUGAAGAGGAAUGUAAGACUUUGCAGGAGCAAUUUUCAAAGCUGUCCUGUGAAGACCCAACAACUUCUCAAUUAGGUGAUAAUCAGCCUAAACUGCUUUGUAAUAUUGAAUCUUUGGCUAUGUCUGAUGAAACACAGCCUCAGAUUGCCUGUGACAAAAAAUGUAAUGUGGAAUUAAAAUAAAAUAUUUUAGAAAAGAAUAAGGGGGAAAAGUCAUUGCUGCA